Molecule: messenger RNA, 618 nt
Organism: Selaginella moellendorffii
Lineage: Eukaryota; Viridiplantae; Streptophyta; Lycopodiopsida; Selaginellales; Selaginellaceae
Exons: 3
Source: RefSeq, a predicted model, not a curated record
AUGCGAAUGCGAAGAGAGAGAGGUGGCCAUUCCGCCCUUUGGGCCGCACGGAAUGGGCCAGAGCCGUACGACACCGAUCGAUCGAUCGCCGCGCGGAUCGCCAGCAAGAAGAGGAAGCAAGAUCGAGCGCGUCGGAUUGUGUCUGUGUUGCUGGAUCUUGAUCGGGAGCGGAUGAUCGGCGAUUUCGCAGCGAUGCAUGGCACAAAUCUCCUCAAGAAGGUGCUCAAGCCUCGAAAUCUCACGCCGACGCCCGGGCAGAGCUCCAGCAAGAAGGACAGUGUGCCGUCGAGGAGGAGCUCUUCCGCCGGAGCCACGGAUUCCAGCAGUGGCGCGCGAUCGCCUGGAGGCAAGCCGACAUGCACUUGCUCGCCGACGACACACGCGGGAUCCUUUCGCUGCCGCCUCCACCGCGCCGGGAAUGGCCGAUCGCAUGGCCUGACGCCCUCCGCGAUGCCCAAGUCCGACGGCCCCAAGAAGCCCUUCAAGGGGAGUAGCAGCUACACGAUUUCAUCGGUGGAUAUCCAUGCGCCACAGUCGAGGCCAGCGGUUCCAAGGCCGGCUCCAGCGGCGGCGGCGGCCAAGAACAAGCACCGGGGCAAGCCCAGCCGGCUCAGUCGC